AUGUCGACGGAUCCGCCUGGACAUCCCUGGCCUCCCAAAGAGGAAGACGAGUCUCUCUCGUCCAUCGACUCCAACGCCAGAGAGAAUCGACCCCGACGAGUCUCCGCCACCACAACUCGCCGGUCGCGUCGCAAGAAGGAUGACGAUGCCGACAUCGAUCGCAAGGACCACGUCAAGACAAAAUCCCAGAAGGACAAGGAGAAAGCAAAGGAUAAACCCAUCGAGAAGGAACCGAAAACCCGAGGGAGUCGCCGUCAACGGGAAAAGUCCACCUCCACCGUCAGUGCCACCACCAGUCACAGCAAUCCCUCAAACGGCACCAAUUCGCGCAAGAAACCCAAGUUGGAGGCCACUCCUCCCGAUGAGAUUCCCAAUCAUCUCGCUCUGAACAAUAUCAAUCACCCCUCCGCCUCGGCUCCAGUGGCUCCAGCCGCUCCUGCUCCUGCUCCUGCUCCUGCUCCUACCCCUGCAUCAACAGCACCAGCACCAGUAGCUCCCAACCCUGCGCAGCCUCCUGCCCGCUCUCCACACAUCACAGCCUCAACUCCAUUACAACAACAACAACAACAACAACAACAUCAUCAUCUUCAUCAUGAACCACAGCAUCGUCCCCAGCUCAAUCCUUCCGCCUCGCUGCCAUCCUUUCCCAAUAACUCCACCCAGACUCAGACUCAGACUCCUCCUCAUGGUCCAUCGACCCCGUAUGCCAUGAACCACCAUCCUCUGCCUCCGCCGCGGCCUCAAUCGCAACCGCCAGCCCCGACUCCUCCCCCGAGGAGGAGUGGUCAGAAUUAUGAUCCCAUUCGAUCUGCCUUCGAUACGACGUCGUCCGCGCCAGCUCCUUCCUCGACCACCAGUCCUCCGGCCCGCAAUCUGUCUCCGCGCAACACGUUCCGUGCAAGUGCCUCGCCGGCCAUCGCCAGUAUCAUCGACCCCCCGCACCCAACUCCAACACAACCGGUUUACUCGCCUAUCCCACGUCCCUCGCCGAGCCAUCUUCCUUCAACCCGCUCUUCGCCAGGAACCCAUCCCGUCGUCGCGCCGACAACACACCAUUCCCUUGCACCAUCUCCCUUGCCGGCCACCUCCCCGUCUCCCGGGUCGAUCCUCGCUCCGCAACACCCCCUGUCACUGGCGUCGCAGCCCCAACAAUCGUCCCCGCCGUAUUCGCUUCGUUCUCCAUAUCCGCCUCAACCGCCGAUACCACCGUCACAGCCGCCGCGGUCCCCGCGCGAGGAAACCAACCCGUCUACAGAAAUCCCACCGUCAGCUCCACCACACCCGUCUCCCAAGCAGGAACCGGAACCUCCGGUCCAGCCACCGACGCCGGCGCAGGCGAAACCGGUCACCCCACCUCGGGAACCGGCGGUCGUGGAGAGCGAGAUGGACCAGCCGGUGCAAUCAGCGGCUCCGGGCAAGCCCUCCAAGAAGGAAAAAGGGACCACGACCGCUCCGCCCUCGAAUGCGCCAUCGCCGAAACCUGCGCGUCUGGCCAAGGAGGCGCCUCCUCCCCUGCCUCAAGGUUCGGGCUUGAUCUCCAACGCGCUGUUUGGGACGGAUGACACCCAAGCCUCGAAUUCAUCGCGCACGACCCCCAAUAUCGUCCUUCACAUUCCUCUGCAGCGCGACGGCAACCAGAUUGUCAAUUUCGCCCGCUUGGCCGAAGAGCAGUAUGGGUUUGCCGCCCUGCACCCUCGCCUGGCCGCACACAAGGAGCGCCUCGCGCGGGUCGCGGCGGCGGGGGCAGCCUUGGAGCGGAGCGAUAGAAGUGGCAAGUCGGCGGGAGAGAGCGCCGACGAGGAUCUCAGUCUCGAGGCCGAUCGGGAUAGCGAUCUGGACGGUGAUGUCGCCAUGAGCGGAAUGGGCCCCAAUCUGGCAGCGGCCACCAAUGGCGCGACCGCGACAGAGGCGCCCGACGGGAAGAAAAAACGGCGCAAGAAGAAGAUGGAAGAGUAUGACCGGGACGACCCCUUUGUGGACGACAGCGAAUUGGCAUGGCAGGAACAUGCGGCGGCCAGCAAGGACGGAUUUUUUGUGUACAGCGGCCCAUUAGUGCCCGAGGGCGAAAAGGUCCAGGUCGAACGGGCGGAUGGAACGAUCAAGCGAGGUCGUGGCCGGGGCCGCGGUGGACGCAGUCGCGGGGCCGCCACUACUCAUCAAGUGCCCCUUGCCGCGGCGAUCCCCAUCUCUCAAGAGACGGGUCUUCCCCUCAGAGGUCCCGGAUCUCGGGGUGGUAGCACCACGCGCCGUCCGCGUCCGAACAAGUCGCGCCAGCAGGCCGAACAGGACAAGCCGGGCGCGCCAUCCGCGUCAUCCCAGGGCCGAGGCGGCGGCACCGCCGGUCGGGGCGGAGGAGUCGCAGCCCCUCGUGGAGGCAAGGCCCCCUCGAUGGUCGAGCUUGCUCCUGCGCCGCGGCCCAGCAUUGCACCUGCCCCAGCGGCACCCAGUCCCCCGACCGGGACAGAAGUAGCGACGAAGUGA
Aspergillus clavatus NRRL 1 is the source of this 2481-nucleotide messenger RNA. RefSeq lists its product as uncharacterized. The transcript is spliced from 2 exons. The record is from RefSeq and is a predicted model, not a curated record. Bases 1 to 2481 code for a protein of 826 amino acids. NCBI's taxonomy places the organism in Eukaryota, Fungi, Ascomycota, Eurotiomycetes, Eurotiales, Aspergillaceae.